Messenger RNA from Mus pahari (shrew mouse), 4592 nucleotides. RefSeq names its product neuronal calcium sensor 1 (gene Ncs1). Gene Ontology annotation, molecular function: calcium ion binding; calcium sensitive guanylate cyclase activator activity. The coding region runs from base 356 to 928 and encodes 190 amino acids. The record is from RefSeq and is a predicted model, not a curated record. The transcript is spliced from 8 exons. NCBI's taxonomy places the organism in Eukaryota, Metazoa, Chordata, Mammalia, Rodentia, Muridae.
GCGGCGGCGCAGCAGUAGCGAGCAUGUGCUACGCAGCCCAGUAACCAGGGACACCGCGGCAACCGAGCCCCGGCGGCUGCGGCUCCCAGCCCCGCGCAACUCCUCGGCGUGGCCGCCUGUGCCGCCAAGGCCUGGCCCUCGCCGGGUCCCCGAGGCCCCUUGAACCGUCAGCCGCGGUCGCGCAGCGCGCCGGAGCCCCGCGCACGGGACGCGCGGGCACGGCCAGACAAAGGCGCGGCCCCGGCCCGGCCCAGCCCGGCCUGCCGGCCUCCGCGCACCCCGGCCCGACCCAACCGCUCCCGCUGGGCGCCCCGAGCGGGUCCGGCCCGGGGAGCGGGGGCCGCGGCCGCCGAGCAUGGGGAAAUCCAACAGCAAGUUGAAGCCUGAAGUUGUGGAGGAGCUGACCAGAAAAACCUACUUCACUGAGAAAGAAGUACAGCAGUGGUACAAGGGCUUCAUUAAAGACUGCCCCAGUGGGCAGCUGGACGCUGCUGGCUUCCAGAAGAUCUACAAGCAGUUCUUCCCAUUUGGAGACCCCACCAAGUUCGCCACGUUUGUUUUCAACGUCUUCGAUGAGAACAAGGAUGGCAGGAUUGAGUUCUCCGAGUUUAUCCAGGCACUGUCGGUGACCUCAAGGGGGACCCUGGAUGAGAAGCUGCGAUGGGCCUUCAAGCUUUAUGACUUGGAUAAUGAUGGCUACAUCACCAGAAACGAGAUGCUCGACAUAGUGGACGCCAUUUACCAGAUGGUGGGGAACACCGUGGAGCUCCCAGAAGAAGAGAACACACCAGAGAAGAGGGUGGACCGGAUCUUCGCCAUGAUGGACAAGAACGCUGAUGGGAAGCUGACUCUUCAGGAGUUCCAGGAAGGCUCCAAGGCCGACCCCUCCAUUGUGCAGGCGCUGUCCCUCUACGACGGGCUGGUAUAGUCCAGGCCCAGAGCUGUGAUGUGUGGGAACCACAAGCCUCUUUCUGUGCCAUGAGGCCACCGCAGCCUGACACCGCCCCUGUGCCCACCCAGCCUUCCUCAUCUCCACAAAGCCAGCCGCCCUUGAGCCUCCAGGCCCUGGUUCUCUUUCCCCUUGCCCUGCAUCCACCUGCCGCCUGAAGCCACUGGUUCCAAUCGUCAACAACCUCCGCUUGUCCAAAACAACGACAAACCGAAACAACGGAAAGGCUCCAGCCCUUUGCAAAACUGAGCGCCCGGCUGUCUCCCCUGGCAGCCGCCCCAUUCUUCCUGCUGUCCGGCCUGUGUGCUUUCUUUUUUUUUUAUUUCAAACGGACAUUGUAAAAGAAAACAAACUACCUUCUGUUCUAAAGGAUAGUGACCACUGGGAGAAGGCCUCUGUCUCAGAGAACUCAAUCUCUGCCUGGUCCCCUGCAGUGGUGGCCAGGGGCAGCGAGGCCACUGGCAGGCUAGGGUGUUAGUGGCAGCGGCUCACGUGAUAACAGUAUUGUGCAUUUUGUGGAGAAACCGAGGGUUUUUAUACUCAUAUCUAAUCGAACCUUUUAUUUAUUGGUUAACUCUUGCUGCUAUACCUUGUAUGUCCGAAACUCCCAGGAUGCUGGGCCUCCGUUUACAUGUGCACACCCUCACCCACCUGCCCGCCUCACUUGGGAGGAUGGUGGCCUGCAGCGGCCAAGAAGCCAAAAACUUUUCCUCUUUUUUUUUUUUUUUUUUCUCAGAUACUGUGUCCCAUUUUUGGAGAGGCGAAGGUGGGCAUUGCUAAAUGGCUGAUGUACUGUUCCCCCAGCUUCUGCCCUGGAGUCCCCACCCCUCGCCUCGGCUCUCCUUGGAAUCCAUAACACUUUUUUUCAAGAACAAACUUGAGGUUUUUUUUUAAUUAUUAUUAUUAUUAUUAUUUAAUUUUGCAACUUUAAAUUUGAUGUUCACAGCAGAAAGAAAACGGAGAGCCUGUUCUGGGAGUGGGAACUGGGAGAGAGUGUCUGUCACACAGUGGAGAGCAUAUGAAGUGGGCCUCCCUGCAAAUGGCUGGCCUCGGCCUCCCUGAUGCUGAGAGGCUGGGUGGGUGUGGCCUGUGAAUCCCUCUGCUCUCCUGCCUCUGCCCUUUGCAGUAGGCUUCUUCACUACCCGGAAUCUGAGAACGAAGGAGGAUGAAACCAGGCCAUGUUGGUCCUCAGGACUGGGUCCAGAGCCAGAGAGAUGGCCCCAUACUUAUCACCAGGAGCAGCGGGCAAGCAUGGCUUCUCUGGGACUUUGUGGUCUUUCCCUUCUCCGUCAGCAGGGCUGGGAGGCCUGGUGGUUGGCCUUGUCGAUGUGGUGUGAUUCUUAGCCCAGAGCUAGGGUUCCUGUGUUUGUGACGCUGUUCUAUGGCUGUGCUUUCUAGACCCUGGAGGGCACAGGUUGUAUGAAUGACAGUAUAACCCCUAUAUAGCCUCUGGGCACAGCCUCGGCUGCCGGAGUGUGUGGUCUGCCCCAGGGGCUGACUGUGUCAUUCUCCCCUUUGGGUUCAUUCUCCCCCUGGGGAGCUUUCUGGGGUGAGCCCCCCAGCUGCAGAGGCAGACCUGAGCCCACAGUUCUUGCUUUCUAGUUUGUGUAGCCCACCAUUGAGAGGGGGAGAGUGGUCCCCGGACUUUUCUUCUGCUCUGAUUUUCCUGUAAUCACCAUACUUCUGGGAGACCAAAAUCUUCCUUGCUAAUGCCCUGUGGAUGAGCAGCUGUCCCCUGGAGGAUUGAUGGCCCCCAUCAAGAGGUGGCUUUGGCCUGUCUGUCCAUCCCUGUGGGUGGGAAUGCUUAGCCAGUCCGUGCACACACCCUCUUCCUGGGUAGACCUUUGCUCAUGCUGUGCCCAUUGCUAGCCCACCAGACCCCACAGGGCUCCAGCCACACAGGCAAUUCUCUUUGAGACCUCUUUGGGUCAUCUUCCUGCUUGGUCCCUGACAGGGUUUCUAGGACGGAGAAUAGAUGUGGUGUUGUAGGUUGAGAGGACCUUUCUCUGGUCUCUGGAGACUCAGUUGUCCCCUCUGUCAGUAGACACUUUUGGUGGCAUCAAGACCCAGCGAUUCCUAGCUGAGGAGAGGCUCCUCGGCUAAGGUGUUCACUAAUGUCUGUGGGUCCUGGCUCCCUCUCAGCUUCUCCGCUUCUUGGUUUGUAGCCUUUAGCGUGGCUUUUGGUCUUCACGGUUUAUGUCCUUGGGUCCAAGCCCCGGACUUUGAGACAGCCCUGGGCUGACUUUUCCUGGCAGGGUGUCGGACACUAUUUUUGCUCAAGGCCGAGUGCUGACUGAUGUCUGUCUCUCUUUCACCAGCAGUUAGCUGAGGCACACAGCAAGCCCAGAAUCGGAGGCCAGACCUCUUCUGUGCAGCCCGGGGUCUCUCCAAGUUCAUUUCCACAGAGGCCCCACCCCAUCUGAUGCUGCUUUCUUCAGGGGUGUGGUCCAGCCAGUGAGGCCAGGCCCCUGGUCCCUCGGCAGACCCUCCUCUCUAGGGCCAGGAAUGCUGUGACCCCCUUCUUCCCAGCAUCUGCUGCCCACCUUGUGUCGACGGUGACUUAGGAGCCUAUCACGACUUUUCAGUAUCUAGCCAGGUUUAAAAUAACAAGGCAAAUGUAUGCAACAUUGACAGACAUCUCUUUCUUUAAAUGGUCUACAGUUUGACAGUCGAUUUCCUAGGAAGCUGUGUUUCAUUUGCACUUCAGGGGACCUUGUCUCUUCUAGGAGAUAGUGGGGUGUGCAGUCCCUGGGGAUCCAUGGCAUCUCUCCUGAGAAAGCCCCCACUGCUGGCCAAGCAGAAAGCCCCCAAGAUUCUUUCCAGUGUGUUUCUGUAUUUACUUGAUCCAAGGAUGCAUGCCCCCCGCCCCCUGGUGGUGAUGAGCCGCAGUGGCACCCGGGGAUGCAGUGGUCCAGCCAGAGGUGAGGCUAGAGGUGGGAAGGCCGAGGUGGGGGCUGUGAUUCCAGAGGUCCUGGGCCCCCAGCCCCACAUAUCUGGCAGCAUGCCUUCCACCCACCCCUCUGCUAGGUCAGCUGGGACUGGCAAGGUAGUUGGCAUAAGGGCACAGUGGGAAGAUUUGUCCUCCCAACUUUAAUUUUUUAAAAAAAUAUCUGCAGAAUAAAUUCAAUGGUUAAUUUUUGAAUGAAUAAAAGGCUUUUGUUGAAUAAACAGUUGGUCCCAUCUUCUGUGUUGGCAUUAGGUUCAGGUUUUGUCUGCUUCCUAGGGUGGGGGCCCCACCCAACACCCUUCACCUCUGCAUUCCCGGACCAAGUCUCCAGAUUCCUUCCCAGGACGUUGGAGGAGUUUACAUUACCCACUGGAUCUGUUUCUCCAUGCCUCAGAAAGAGGCCAGCCACCUUGCAGGGGUGACAGGCCAGCGCUGUGUGGGUUGGUGAUCCUAGUGGGUCCUACAGCUCCCGACGGAUUCCCCGCUUGUGUCCCCAGCACCCUCGGUGUCUCUCUUUGGGGUGCCGUCCUGUCUAUGUCUUGGGGGACAUAGGGAGCCCCUUGCCUGGUGGUGCAGGCCAAGGCUUUGUCGCAUGUCUGGGUCUCCUCCCUGCUCCCCAUGUAUGUUGUCUGUGUCUGGCCGAUUAAACAUGCUUCCUGGACCUCCCCGCCUCCCUGUGUGGGCCUGGUGCUUUGU